CAGCGUUUAUACAGCAAAAAUUUAUGGUUUCCCCUACCAACGCCCAGAUGCUUCGUAAAGCAAUUUCUAACACGGCCUUUUCAUCCUACUAAUUCUUAUAAUAAUAACUUCAAGCACCAAGAAAAGCCGUAAUUGUACGACCGCUGCUUUCAAAAACCACAAAAUGCCGCUGCAGUUGACAUCGGAGUUUCUGAAGAGCUUACAUUUGGACCGCGGUGAACUGUGGCUGAAUGCACGGCAGACACAUAUCCUGCACGCGCUGUAUGAUUUUCUAGAUGUGCAUCGCGAUGGCAAAUGGAACGACGUCAUCUUCUACGAGUUCAUGACGCAUGCGACGAACCUGAGCGAUCGGCGCAUCCAACGCGUCUUCGAUAUGCUGGAUAAAGGUUGUCGUGGGUUUAUUGUCUUUGAGGAGUUUUAUGUGCUUAUCUGCCUAAUGGUGGCCGCGUACAACAAAUUGGAGAAGAAAUUCAUCCUGCGCCACGCCAAAAUGUGCUUUACACUGAUGGAUGAGGAUUUCUCCGGGUCCAUUUCCGCCAAGGAAUUUACGGACGUUGGCUUUUUGUGGAAUUUGGAAGAACAGCAGAUAUUGAAGAUUUUCAAAGAGUACGAUGUGAACGGUGACGCGGAAAUUGACUGGGAGGAAUUCCGCUUUUUCGCCAUGGCGGCGUUGUCGGACUAGUUUGAUAGGGACAGCACUGAUUUAAAUUUUUUGGGGCGUCUUUUUCUAUGUUAAUAAUUACCCCAGUUAUGUUUCGUUCGGUCGGUUAGGUAGAAACCGCGCUUGUUAUCAUCGCCUUUAACAGUUUAACGUAUAAAGCAGUUUAUAUAGUAUCCUAAAUUAAAAAGCCAA
Molecule: messenger RNA, 853 nt
Organism: Paramacrobiotus metropolitanus
Lineage: Eukaryota; Metazoa; Tardigrada; Eutardigrada; Parachela; Macrobiotidae
Product: EF-hand calcium-binding domain-containing protein 9-like
Exons: 3
Coding region: 164-682 (172 amino acids)
Cellular component (GO): cytoplasm
Molecular function (GO): calcium ion sensor activity
Source: RefSeq, a predicted model, not a curated record